AUGGAAAGGAAAGUGAGAGAAAAGGAGGCAAGAGAAAGGAAUAGGAGUGCGAGCAAGGAUUGUAUAGAGGACUUCCUCAAGAAAAGAAAAAGAGAGGAGGGUAUAGGAAGAGAAGGAAAGGAGGAAGGAGGAGCAUUCAACAAAAGUAGGAAAACACUGAGAUCACCGGACGGGAAAGAACAGAAGGAUAAAGAGGAAGAGGAAAAUAAGGAGUGUGCAAAGAGAGGAGUGGUAAAAGGGGAAAUGGAAAGGGAGAUAAAGGAAUGGAAAGAGGAGAUGAAGGAAAUGGCGAGAAUAAUGUUGGAGGGGAUGAAAGACAUAAGGGAGAUAAAGGAACAGGGAAAAAGCAUGAAAGAAGAGUUAGAGGGAUUGAGAAGAGAUAUAAGAGAGAAAGAAGAGAAAUGA
Pseudomyrmex gracilis is the source of this 405-nucleotide messenger RNA. RefSeq lists its product as uncharacterized. The record is from RefSeq and is a predicted model, not a curated record. The coding region runs from base 1 to 405 and encodes 134 amino acids. The transcript has a single exon. NCBI's taxonomy places the organism in Eukaryota, Metazoa, Arthropoda, Insecta, Hymenoptera, Formicidae.